Molecule: messenger RNA, 2052 nt
Organism: Trypanosoma grayi
Lineage: Eukaryota; Euglenozoa; Kinetoplastea; Trypanosomatida; Trypanosomatidae
Exons: 1
Coding region: 1-2052 (683 amino acids)
Source: RefSeq, a predicted model, not a curated record
AUGCAGAAGGCCGGGCGGCACGGCAGCUAUGCGACACAGUUCUGGACACGCCCGACACNCCCGCCGCACCGUAGUCGCCGCGAGAUGUUGGCGGCGCACUCAACGAAGGCGGUACAGCGGCGUCUUGUGCUGCCGCUCGACGCGCACGACUGGGGCCGCGCCCUAGAGGUGCUAGGAGCCCGCUACGCAAAACUCGGCCGCACAGCGGCGGACUACCAGCGGGUUAUUCGCGGCCUUGCAACCGAGACGGCGCCGCAGCGACGCCGCGACGCGGUGCGUGUGCUUGACGCGCUGCGCGACAAGGCGUACGAGGGCAACAUCGCGUCGAGUGGGCUGUGGGUGACGCUGGUGUGGGCGUACGCUCAGCUGCGGUCCCCGCAGGAGGGCUACGAGUGUCUGCUACAGGCGGAGCGACGCCACCGUUUCUCGUUGCUCACGAGGCACCACAUGGGCGAGUCGCUGCUGCCGCUGCUGGCGGAGUGCGGCAUGCUCGCCGAGACAAAGUACGUUGUGGCAAACUUCAUGAACGCCGGUGGGAGCCGUCAUGAGCAGGAGUGGGUAGCACGUAUCGUCGCAGAAGCAGCCGCGCGGAGCGGGUCGUGGGAGAUCGCCGCCGCUUCCUUCCAGGAGGAUGUGACAGCACAGAAGACCGCAGUGAUACCGCGGUCGUUGGCCUCCUUGUUCGUGUCAAAGGCAGUUGGCGGUGCAGGUUCAGCACCGCACGCGCAGAAGCAGUUGCCACGGCUUUCAACAGGAGCGCUGCGAUCCAUGAUGUCUUCAAUGGCAGAUGAUGGGCAGUGGAUGAUGGCCCUGCAAUGCCUGGAGGAACUGCAACAGCGCCGUAGCGAGGAUGUUUUUGCGUCCAGCGCUGCCGUUGCCAUUUCUUCGGAAGCGAUGGGACGGCGUCAGGAGCCAUCGCUCUCGGAGAGUGAGCUGCAACGGCUGCUUAACGGUUUGGGGAGUCAGCAACGGUGGAAGGAGGCAGUGGCACUCUUCGAGUCGUACUAUUACCCAGAGGCGCCGUCAUCAUCAUUGUCAUCGCAGGGGAAGGUGCAGUCGAUGCAAGCGACGACGCUCAACCUGCUCUUCGCCUCCUUUCCACGCGAAAGUAAGAAGUUUCGUCUUGUCGCGCCAGAUGCGGAUCACGACUCCCAGGCACUCAGCUCCGCAGUGGAGCAGCAGCAGCAAGAGGAGGGAUCCCCGCUGCAGCUGCAGCUCGACAUGUUGCACCACCCUCAACAGGCUGUGGCCGUUUUCGACAGACUGUUGAACGAGCGUGAUGAUAUUGUCAUCACCGACUACAUGGUGGCGGCGGUUGGACCCGCGCUCGUGCAGCUGGGCCACUGGGACCGUGCACUGCAUUUACUACGACAUGCACCUGCAUUAUCAAUCGCCAAUUCGUCGGCGUGCACGAUGGAGGCGCAGCGCGAUGUGCGGAAGCGGCUCAUGUCACUUCUUUACUACCUGCACAGUACCAUUUCGUUGGAGGCGCAGUACUACACACUGUAUCACUUCCCACUGGCCUUACCAAAAGAGGCUUACCGAGACUUGCCACCGCCCUCUCAGCUCGCGGUGCACCUUCAACAACAGAAAGAGAAUCAACAACAACAGCAGAAGCGGCAGCGGCAGAAGAGUGUGGCGAGGCCGACGACAUCAUUCGCAUCAGUGGAUGCCUCUGUCUCUCGUCGCUUUAUGUCUCGGCGUCGCUCCUCCAUUGUGUUAAACACAGAGAGACAGGAUGCAGAGCUCAAGCGCAGACUGAAGGAGCUGUACGCCAAACGCUCUGUUGCCUUCCGCGACGACGCAGACCCCGACAGGGACCCGCGGCCGCCGCCGAAGGGGCUGCACGAUACCGCUAACGGCUGGAACUUCUACGGUCGCGGCGGGGAGAUGGCGUUCAUGAACCACAGGCGCACUGCUCACCCCUUCUCACUGCAUCCCAAAGUGAUGCGCUCGCUGGCGGACCCGUACCGUGGCUGGAGCCUGCGGCAGAACAGCUGCUGGGCACACCGCGAGCGCGUGCGUAAGUGGAACGGGCACAGCGCGGUCUGA